GGGCCCGCGUUGCCUAGCGACCUUAGGCGCGGACUGUGGGCAGGCGACGGCGGCGUGUGGAUGGAGGCCUCGGUACCCGGCCGGGCGCGGCGGGGCAGGCGGCGGACCCGGGCCGCUGGCUCCCCGCUCUCUCGGGCCGCCGUCCUCCUCUUUCUUUCCGCCUUCCUCGUGCGGGUGCCCGCAUCAGUUGGGUAUUUGGUUCGAUUACCGAGAAGCUUUCGCUUGACCAAAGAUUCAGUGAAAAUAGUGGGAUCAACAAAUUUCCCAGUGAAAGUAUAUGUCAUGCUCCAUCAAAAAAGUCCACAUGUGUUAUGUGUAACGCAACGACUACGAAAUGCUGAACUGAUAGACCCAUCAUUCCAGUGGCAUGGGCCGAAAGGAAAAGUUAUUUCAGAAAACAGCACUACACAAGUAACAUCCACAGGAAGCCUUGUAUUCCAAAAUUUUCAGGAGCGUAUGAGUGGAAUUUAUACAUGUUCCCUUGAGUAUAAACCUACUGUGGAAGAAACUGUUAAACGUCUUCACCUAAAAUAUAUUAUAUAUGCUUAUCGUGAGCCUCAUUAUUAUUAUCAGUUCACAGCUCGAUAUCAUGCACCUCCAUGCAAUAGUAUUUAUAAUAUUUCUUUUGAGAAGAAACUUCUUCAGAUUUUAAGCAAACUGGUUCUUGACCUGUCAUGUGAAAUUUCCUUACUUAAGUCUGAAUGCCAUCAUGUUAAAAUGCAAAAAGCUGGUUUGCAAAAUGAAUUAUUCUUUACAUUUUCAGUUUCAUCUCUAGACACUGGAAAAGGACCCAAGCCAUGUACAGACCGUAACUGUGAAUCUUCCAGAAGACUAGCUAAGGCUAAAAAUCUCAUAGAGAGAUUUUUUAAUCAACAAGUAGAAGCUCUUGGCAGACGUGCAGAACCAUUGCCUGAAAUAUACUACAUUGAAGGUACUCUCCAAAUGGUUUGGAUUAAUCGCUGCUUUCCAGGGUAUGGAAUGAAUGACAUGCAACAUCCAAAAUGUCCUGAGUGCUGUGUGAUCUGCAGCCCUGGAUCAUAUAACCCCCGUGAUGGAAUUCAUUGCCUUCAAUGCAAUAGCAGUCUGGUGUAUGGAGCAAAAGCUUGCUCUUAAGUCAUUAUCUUGAGUUAUUCAGUGGUUUAUUAAAUGCAAAGUAUAUAUUUGAAAUAUUAACAUAUAAUAAAUCAUUAUUAUGCCAAAAUUAAAUAUA
Messenger RNA from Cebus imitator (Panamanian white-faced capuchin), 1210 nucleotides. RefSeq names its product zona pellucida binding protein (gene ZPBP). Gene Ontology annotation, cellular component: zona pellucida receptor complex; extracellular region; acrosomal vesicle. The coding region runs from base 61 to 1113 and encodes 350 amino acids. NCBI's taxonomy places the organism in Eukaryota, Metazoa, Chordata, Mammalia, Primates, Cebidae. The record is from RefSeq and is a predicted model, not a curated record. Gene Ontology annotation, biological process: acrosome assembly; binding of sperm to zona pellucida. The transcript is spliced from 8 exons.